Lecanosticta acicola is the source of this 1131-nucleotide messenger RNA. Lineage: Eukaryota; Fungi; Ascomycota; Dothideomycetes; Mycosphaerellales; Mycosphaerellaceae. The record is from the annotation of a GenBank genome assembly.
AUGAGAUUCCGGGCUAAUGUCCAGAACAUUCACACGUUCACGAAAUUCACAGCAUCUCUGGCUACUUUGGGCCACAUCGCCUGGGUCAGGCUCGAUGAGACAGAUGUGCGGUUUACCGUCAUUCCCGAGCGAGGAACGCAGGUGUGGUCAGUCCUGUCGAUUGACACCAUCUUCGACACAUACACAAUACAAUCCGCAGCCCCAAACAAUACAAUAAAUCUUGAGGUGCCACUCGCUCCACUUCAACGCGCUCUGAAGAGCGCCCAGAGUGCUAUUGCGGCCAGCAUCCGACUGACCAAGAAGGACAACAUCCCCCUCCUAUCUCUCACGAUUACCACGCAGACAAUGAAUAGCAGCGCCCCUUCCGUAGGCGACGGCCAUGGCUCGUCUGCAGAGCAAGAGAUGAACGGCUUCGGCAGCGGUGCAGGCCUUCGCGAGGGAAGCGCGGAUUUCCUAGGCGGCCGGCAGGAUCGUGAGACUCUGGUCACUCAAGAUGUGCCUGUUCGGGUGCUGGCGCCAGCCUCAGUCGAGGGCUUGCAUGAACCACGGUGUCGAGAGCCUGACGUUCACAUUGUUCUGCCGAACUUGAUGCAACUCAAGGGCAUCAGUGAUCGCUUUACCAAGCUGGCUUUGUCAACCAAAAGCACGACGCGAACGGGCUUCAACAGCGCUGCGGCGGGGCCCAAAUUGGAGUUGAGCAGCAACAUGCACGGCUGCCUGCGUCUUGCGCUGAACACCGAUGCCAUGCGCAUCAACAGUCUCUGGACGGGGUUGGAGAAUCCAAAUCUAGAUCCUUCGCAAGUCGUCAAUGGCGAAGAAGGGAUUGCCAACCAUCCAAGUACGAGAAUGCGAGAACUUGGCGACUCGUCAGGUUUGAGUGAGGACGGCUGGGCAACGGUGAGGGUGGAAGGUCGCGACUGGGGUAGAGUCCUUAGCGUCGGCAGGCUCGGUGGGAGGGUGAUUGCUUGCUUCUGUCAUGAGCAUGCACUCAUACUGUACGUCUAUCUAGACGCAGGGCAGCCUGGAGGGGGAGAGUCUGUGCUCACUGUAAGCACAAUAUAUGCGAUCGUUAUUUACGGCUGCAAACCACUAACGACUCGACAGUAUUACAUAUCCUCAUAUGCCACAUGA